GACCAGAUCGAGCAGAGUUGGUGUUGGUGGUGCUGGCACACGCGAUAUAAAGGUCCCGACGAGAGCUCGUCCACGACACUCCUGAGUAAAUCGCACGUUCGAGUUCACUCCCUGAGACAUAACCUCCCGCACCGAUGGCUACAGCUGCUACAAACGUGGUCUAUAAUCAGGUCUUUAAGAAAAAGAUCGCCGAUGCCGUGAGAGUCGGCAUGGGCGGUGGCCUGUGCUUCUGCGGGAUCAACAUGUACUUCAAGAACGAGAAGUUCUACGACGACUGGGUCAUGCCCCUCUUCAAGAAGAUGGAGCCCGAGACGGCCCACGUCAUGGCCAAGAAAGCGGCCAAGUACAACCUCGUCCCCGUCUCCAAGCUGGAGGAAUCCAGACUACUGACUCCACCAUCAUCAUCAUCUUCUGCCUGUACGUGCUCUGCACCCAUUGUGGGAGAAGCCCUGACGUAGCAAAUUUUGUCGCGAAAUCCCCAUUUCCGACCAAAGCCUUCAAUGCGAAGUUGCUGCUUCUCUCAUAGCCUGGGGAGGCCUUUGGGGCCAUGGAGCAAACAUAAUACCAGUCUACUGAAGUCCUUUUUCUCAAUAGAAAACCCAGACCCACAACAAGCCUUUAGAUAACUUGGAUACUGUGCCUCCCGAGAACAUAUACAGUACAUACCUAGGCUAGUUUGAAUAUAUGUACUCUGUUUAUGGGCAGAUUUGGAAGUGCCAUAUUUAGUGUAGUAAAGAUUCUGGAUUAGGAUACUACUAACCCCGUAAGUAUCUAGUCAUCAGGAAGUGCUCUAAAUUAGAGCAACAGUACUAACCACUGGCAUUUUGUAAGCGAACUGACAAGCCUAGCCUGUUACACCUAGCCUGUUACAACUACAGGACAGUCGAUGUUAGAUUCUGCAUUCUAUAAUGUAAAGCGGUGAGCUUCAUUUAUUUAUAUUACAUAUACUAUACGGAAACUUCACUCCUACUUCUGCUUUGUUGAAUCGCAAUGUAAAUGUUAUUUUGAGACCUUCACAUUAUUGCCAAAUUUCACAUUUUUUUAUGAGAAGAGUUGUUCAUCAGAGGUUAAAUUCAGGUAUGGACAGAUGAGUAUCAGUUGCUGAUUUCAGAUGUUUUUUUUCGGUGACUUGCCCACAUUAGGAUGUCUUUAUCCGAACUGUAACUUUAUACCCUCUUGAUUCAAGUUACUCCACAUUCCAGUAUAUUCAUAUGUUAUGUAGAAAUUUAUCUAGUAGUGCAGGUUGCCAAUUUUAACAUUUCUGUUGUAAUGACCUGGAUCAGGAAUGUCAAGAAAUCAAUUUUACCAGGGCAGUCCAUUUAACGUAAAAGGCCAACGCAAAAUUCUAAACAUUCAGUACAGGCUCAAGGGGAAAGCAAGGCUAUACGAAGCUUCAGACGAUGGUAUUACUAUUUUAGACUAGACAACGAUUCCUUUCGUGAAACUUGUUAUGUUAAGUUACUUUUUAUUUAUCUGAAAGUGAUUUUUUAACUUCAGGUUUUCAUAUUCGUAAACAUGAAUGAUCUUUCCACCUAGGUAGCUCACUUGAACUCGCAAGCUAAGCUUUGCUUCUUUGGAAUAAGCUGAUAUGAGCGCGAAUCUGUGAAAUUACCUGAUGUGAAUGCGGAUCCACUAUUUGUGAUAUAAAGUUUUUAUUCUUUUAGAA
This is a messenger RNA of Macrobrachium nipponense, 1666 nucleotides long. Its product is annotated as dihydroorotate dehydrogenase (quinone), mitochondrial-like. Bases 135 to 458 code for a protein of 107 amino acids. The transcript has 3 exons. Lineage: Eukaryota; Metazoa; Arthropoda; Malacostraca; Decapoda; Palaemonidae. The record is from RefSeq and is a predicted model, not a curated record.